AUGGCCCCGUCUACGGCCCGGUCUUGGCCGGAGGCCAUCGUAUAUGGCAUUGAGCUUUGCAUUUUCGAUUCACGUCGUGCCGCACAACUUGUCCAGCCUGUAACAACCGGCCCUGGUGGCCGCCCUCUUCCACUUACGCGUCGACGUUCGCAAGAUUCUGGAACUGUCACCUUCACACCCACUCCUGAAAUCAAUACAGCAGCCAAGCGCGUCUAUGGAUAUGGAUAUGGCUUCUUUGUCCUCUCGUUUGUUGCAAACUUCGCCAGCGUGGUCUUGCACGCUGUAUACGCAACCAAGAACCCCGAGAUCAAGUUUGGUUGGUGGUGCGGUGAAGAGACAUCUGUUUACUAUAUUUCCGGCCUUUUUAUGCACCUUUACGCAUUAAUAUACCUUGUCGAAGGCGACCUGAUACCGAAUCAACCUGUCAUUAUUUUCUGGGCCACCACACUCGCUGUCGAAGUUACCAUAUUUACGUUUAAUAUCAUUCGCUUGAGAGGGUACCACCAAGUCCUACGCAGCAUUGUUCUCGAUGUAUGGACAGUCGCAUACGGACCUGAUAAAUGGGACUACGUCGACAUUUCGAUCGGAGUUUUUCGGUUGUUCGUCCUUGCUUUCCUUCUUGGUGUUAAUAUUUCUAUCAACUAUUCGCGAAACGCCGUCCGGGAAAAGGUGGAAGAUGACAACUUACCGCCAGCGACUGAGGUUGAUCAUACGGACGAGUCGACGCCGCUUUUGAGAAAUGGGAGCGCGGAGCGCAUAUCAUACGAUACCACUAGUUCUCGUGCAACAAACGGAACUGCUCACGGCUCGGGAAACGACGUUGAGAACGGCUCUGCUAAGUAUGUUGACGGAGCGACGAAAGGGAAAUCUGCCGGUUCAGUCAACGGAUCUGCCAACGGCUCGACACCAGAACUGACCGAUAGCAACGCGCCGGUAACCGAUUCGGCAUCAGACGGCCACGCUCGCCCCAAUGAGGCUGAAGAGACCGCGUUCUACCGACCCCGAAAGCUUCCACACAAAACCUGGUGGGAAUACUUGACAAGUUAUUCGUUGUUCUUUCCAUACCUCUGGCCUAGGGACUCGCCAAGGCUGAAGCUUGUUGUCGUCGUGUGCUUCCUGAUCCUUGUUGUUCAGCGGAUUGUGAACUUCUUGGUUCCUAAUCAAAUUGGUCACAUUACCGAUGCCUUCGAAGCCGGCACAGGGUUGCCUUGGAUUGAGAUUUUGAUCUUCAUCUUUUACAAGGUUUUGCAAGGGCAGUCUGGUGUGCUCGGAUCGGCCCGUGCUCUACUUUGGAUCCCGGUUUCCCAGUAUUCAUACUUGGCACUUACCACGGCAGCAUUCGAGCAUGUUCACUCGCUUUCCCUGGACUUCCACCUCGGCAAACGCACCGGUGAAGUGCUUUCUGCGCUCAACAAAGGCGCCGCCAUCAACUCUUUUCUGGAGCAGGUUACCUUUCAGGUGUUUCCCAUGCUUAUCGAUCUUUUGGUCGCAGUCAUUUACUUCCUGCUUCGGUUUGGGGCUAUCUAUGCGACCAUUGCGGCUGUUAUCACGGUGUUCUACCUUCACAUGACCGUGAAAAUGGCUUCUACCCGUGCCGACUUACGACGUGAAAUGGUGAAUGCUGACAGAGAAGAGGAGGCCGUGAAGAACGACUCGAUCAUGAGCUACGAAACGGUUAAAUAUUUCAACGCGGAGGCCUUUGAAUUCAACCGCUAUCGGAAGGCCAUCCGCAGUUUCCAAGCUGCUGAAGCAAAAGUGACAUGGGGAAUGAACAACAUGAACAUCUGCCAAGCACUUGUCUUCAUGUGUGGCAUUCUAAUUAUGCUUAUGGUUGCUGCUGUCGAGGUCACACAAGGCAUGAGAUCUAUCGGUGAUUUUGUUGUUAUGAUCACUUACCUAGGCCAGCUUCAAGGGCCACUCCAAUUUUUCGGCUCAUUUUAUCGAACCGUUCAACAGGCUAUGAUUUCAGGAGAACGUCUUUUGGAGCUUUUCAAAAUCCAACCGACGGUCGUCGAUUUGCCCGAUGUGAAGCCACUUACUGAAUGCCGCGGCCACAUUCGUUGGUCAAACGUGCAGUUCUCCUAUCUUCAAGAGCGGACCGCCCUACAUAAUCUCUCUCUUGUUUGCUCACCAGGAACAACGACUGCAUUUGUUGGUGAAUCUGGCGGCGGUAAAUCAACAAUCUUCCGUCUCAUGUUCCGUUACUACAAUUGCGACGACGGUACCAUCGAAAUCGAUGGCCACGAUGUCAAAGACCUUACUAUUGACUCCGUUCGGCGUCAUAUUGGUGUUGUUCCUCAAGAUACCAUACUUUUCAACGAAACGAUCAUGUACAACCUGAAGUAUGCGAACCCUGGCGUCUCUGAUGAAGAGGUCUACGAAGCUUGCCGGGCCGCGAGCAUCCACGAUCGAAUCCUCUCAUUUGUCAACGGCUAUGACACGAAAGUUGGUGAUCGUGGCACGCGUUUGAGCGGUGGUGAGAAACAGCGUGUCGCUAUCGCACGCACGAUUCUAAAGAACCCCAAAAUCAUUAUGCUUGAUGAAGCAACGUCCGCUCUGGACAGCGAGACUGAGCAACAAAUUCAAGCAAAACUCAUCCGUGGUGGAAGCCUCGGUCAAGAUCGCACUCUCUUAAUCAUUGCAUUAUCGUCCUUCAUGCUGGCGCGAUAA
Molecule: messenger RNA, 2670 nt
Organism: Sporothrix brasiliensis 5110
Lineage: Eukaryota; Fungi; Ascomycota; Sordariomycetes; Ophiostomatales; Ophiostomataceae
Exons: 4
Coding region: 1-2670 (889 amino acids)
Biological process (GO): transmembrane transport
Cellular component (GO): membrane
Molecular function (GO): ATP binding; ATP hydrolysis activity; ABC-type transporter activity
Source: RefSeq, a predicted model, not a curated record